This is a messenger RNA of Closterium sp. NIES-65, 5772 nucleotides long. The record is from the annotation of a GenBank genome assembly. NCBI's taxonomy places the organism in Eukaryota, Viridiplantae, Streptophyta, Zygnematophyceae, Desmidiales, Closteriaceae.
AUGGUUGACAUCGAGGACCUGGCAUCGGGUAACCACCCUUUUGACGAGGACAGGCGAGCCGGAUUAGGUCGUAAACAAAGCGGCAAAAGCGCCGUAAACAGCUUGAAUGGAGAGAUCUCAACCGUUGAUUCCCAAGCACCCCUUCCUGAAGUAGGAGGCGGCCGGCCUGCUGUUAGGCGACGGCCGAAGAAGUCAUCCGCAGUUCGCAUUGACGGUAACGGAAACGACAUCGGUAACGGUGUCAUUGAGAACGGUCUGAAGCAGGCAGGCGAGGUCUCGGACAGCGAAUUGAGGGUUUCAAAGCCAGAAGCUGGCAGCGGAAUUGCUCGUAUCGGGGAUGGCGCAGCGAAUGCGUUGGCCGAGCAUGGUGAUGAGAUCCAUCGCGAGGAUGAGAGUGCGCCGGCUUCUGUUCCUGGAACGCAGUCUAUAUUCAUCAAGACGUUUGGCUGCUCUCAUAACCAGAGCGACAGUGAAUACAUGGCUGGGCAAUUGGCGGCGUUUGGAUACCAACUGGUGGAGGUGCCAUCUGAGGCGGACCUGUGGAUCAUCAACACGUGCACGGUGAAGAACCCAUCACAGUCUGCAAUGGAUACGCUCAUCCGCAAGGGCAGGGAGCUGAGCAAACGACUCGUGCUCGCAGGCUGCGUGCCCCAGGGCGGCGCAUGUAGCAGCAAGACAUCACGUGCAUCAGGUGUGUGGGAGCACCCAGGGUACUCAGGCCGAGAGAUAGGUGACAGGGGGGUGGCGGAGGGCGAGGAAGUGAGUGUGGUGGGAGUGCAGCAGAUCGACCAUGGCGACAGUGGGGUGGCGGAGGGCGAGGGAGUGAGUGUGGUGGGGGUGCAGCAGAUCGACCGAGUGGUGGAGGUGGGUGACAGUGGGGUGGCGGAGGGCGAGGGAGUGAGUGUGGUGGGGGUGCAGCAGAUCGACCGUGUGGUGGAGGUGGUGGAGGAGACGCUCAAGGGCAACACCGUCCGCCUGCUCUCCCGCAACCGGGCCCUACCCGCACUCGACCUGCCCAAGGUGCGGCGCAACAAGUGGGUGGAGAUCGUGCCCAUCAGUGUGGGCUGCCUGGGUGCAUGCACCUACUGCAAGACAAAGCACGCCAGAGGCCACCUCGGCUCCUACCCUCUGCCUGUGCUGGUGGGACAGGGUGUGGGCGCUGUAUCAGAGGACGUGGACAGGGUGCGGGCAGCAGUAGCAGAGGGAGUGCGAGAGAUCUGGCUAAGCAGCGAGGACACGGGCGCCUAUGGUCGGGACAUCGGCAGCGACCUGCCCUCCCUCCUCUCCGCCCUCGUGACCUCCCUCCCCCCUGACGGCCGCUGCAUGCUGCGAGUCGGCAUGACCAACCCGCCCUACAUUCUCGAGCAUCUGCCCGAAAUCGCGAAAAUCCUCAACCACGCCUGCGUGUACAAGUUUCUGCACCUGCCCGUGCAGUCGGGCAGCAACAGCGUGCUGGAGGGCAUGAAGAGGGAGUAUACAGUGGAGGAGUUCUGCCGGGUGGUUGACACACUCAUGGGGCUGGUCCCUGGCUUGGAGAUCGCCACCGACAUCAUCUGUGGCUUCCCAGGAGAGACAGCAGCUGACUUUGAGCAGACCUUGGAUCUGAUUCGCAAGUACAAGUUUGCUCAAGUGCACAUCUCCCAGUUCUACCCCCGCCCAGGCACGCCAGCAGCGCGCAUGCCCAAAGUGCCAUCAGGGGAGGUGAAGCAGCGCAGCAGAGCACUCACCGCCCUCAUAGAGUCCUUCACUCCCUACACGAACCUUCUUGGAACCACCCAGAGGGUCUGGAUCACCGAUGUUGCCGCAGAUAAGACGAAGCUUGUCGGCCACACGGAUAGCUACGUGCAGGUGCUCGUACCCCCUGAUGACGUGGCAUUGGAUAAGCUGCCAGGUGGCAAGCCACCAGGUGACACGUCAGCAGCCAGUGUGUCUUCAGAUGACGCCGUGGAUCAAGAUAAAAAAGCUUUGGGGCAAAUUGCGACAGCCAAUGGGCGGACGGCGAAAGCGAAUGAGCCGACCAGUGGUGGCAAGAGUGCGCUUUUUGGGUCGGACUUGUUUGUCCGCAUCAUCACAGUCGGGCGGUGGUCUGUGAUUGGCGUGCCGGUGUCUGCCCCAGUGAAGUAUCUGCCUGUUGCUGCCGGAAGCCUAGAUAUUCUUAACAAGGCUCAGCAGAGCAAGGAGCAGCAGCAGGUUGAGACUGAAGAGCAGCCACCGCUACCACCAUUGCUGCAGGAGCAGCAGUCGAAGGAGCAUCAGGAGGCAGGAAUGGGGGGAGCGUCAGAUGGGUGUUGUGGUGGAGGGAGUGAAGGAGCUUGCGCUUGCUCUGGUGAUACUCCUGCUGCUGCUUCUGCAGAAGGGGACAAGUGCUGCAACACGGGAAGCUCGUCCUCCAGUGGUGUUUUGGCAGCAGCUGUGGAAGGAGAAGUGAACUCCACAACUGCGGUUCCUGCAUGUGGGAGAGGAGCAGGAAUGGGCGGGGAGUUGGUUGACAGAUUGUUGCUUGCUGGUAUAGCGGUAGGAGCAUUAGGCAUUGCGGUCUCUUUGGCUUGGACUGUAUACAUUCGCUACACUCCGCCUGUUUUUACCCCAACCCCGCUUCCGCCUGGUCCGCCUGCUUUCACGCCGUCCUCCGCCAUGUCGUCGCUCCCGCAAGGUCUACUCCCGUCCGAGGACGAUCUGCUAUACGAGGAAGAGAUUCUCAGAAACCCUUUUUCUCUUAAACUCUGGUGGCGGUACCUCGCGGCGCGGCGCGAUUCGCCCGCGCGGAAGCGGUACUUGAUUUACGAGCGCGCGUUAGUAGCUCUCCCGGGAUCUUACAAGCUAUGGGCGGCGUACCUUAAGGAACGCCGCGCGGCGGUCCGCGGGCUUCCCGCGAAUCACGCUGCGCACGCCGCUUUGAACAACGCGUUCGAGCGCGCUUUAGUUACGAUGCACCGCAUGCCGCGCAUUUGGCUCGAGUACCUAUCCGCGUUGGUAGACGACCAGAAGCUAGUAACGCGCGCGCGUCGCACGUUUGAUCGUGCGCUUCGAUCCCUGCCCGCGACGCAACACGACAGGCUCUGGGAUCCGUAUCUUAGAUUCGUCCGCCAGCCUGGCAUUCCCAUCGAGACCGCUCGCCGGAUAUUCCGCCGGUUUUUGCGGUUCGAUCCGUUGCGCGUGGAGGAGUACGUGGAGUUCUUGGUCGAAGCGCAGGAAUGGCGCGAAGCGGCGGAGCGGCUCGCGUCGGCUUUAAACGACGAGAAAUUCGUGUCGGUGCGCGGGAGAACGCGGCACCAGCUGUGGCUGCAGCUCUGUGAUUUGCUCACGCGGCACGCGGAGGUGAUGCACGGGGACGCGGGAGGCCGGGGGGGAGGCGGAGCAGUCGGAAGCGGAAGCGGAGGCGGAGGGGGGAUAGGCGGAAGCGGAACCCUAAAAGUGGACGCGAUUCUGCGAAGCGGAAUUCGGCGGUUUUCACACGAGGUAGGGCGAUUAUGGACGUCCUUAGCGGAUUAUUACAUCCGGCGAGGGCUGUUUGAGCGCGCUAGAGACGUGUACGAGGACGGAUUAACUAGUGUGAUGACGGUGCGCGAUUUCAGCGUGGUGUUCGACGCCUUGGCGCAGUUCGAAGAGAGUAUGCUGGCGGCCAAACUAGAGCUCACUGCUGGAGAGGAGGAGGAGCAGGAGGAGGAGGCGGAGGGGGAAGAGGAGGAAAAGGAGUGGUGGGAAGAGGAAGAGGACGGAGUGGCGGAGGGGGAGGAGGCGGGUGCAGGAGCAGAGGAAGCGGCGAGGAGAGAGGACGGGCAGGAGCAGCAGCAGGCAGAGGGUCAAGCAGACAAGGAGGGACAGCCCAAGGGGAAGAAGCUGACGAAACAACAACUGCUGAAGCUGCAGCAGCUCCACCAACAGCAGCAGCAGCAGCAGAAGGUACAAGACGGGGCAAAUCUGGCCAAGAAGCAGCAGAAGAAGAAGCCGUUAGACUGGAUGUUCCGAACAGCAGACGCGGAUCUGCGCUUGGCGCGCUUAGAAGCCCUCAUGGACCGCCGCCCCGAGCUCGUCUCCGCAGUCCUCCUCCGCCAGAACCCCCACAACGUGCACGAGUGGCAUAAGCGCGCCAAGCUCUUCCAAACCAAUCCUGAGCGUCAGAUCCUGACCUACACCGAGGCUGUGAAGACCGUGGAUCCGUUUCAGGCGGUGGGGAAGCCGCAUACGCUCUGGGUGGCGUUUGCAAAGCUGUAUGAGAAGCAUGGGGACUUGGGGAAUGCGAGGCGGGUGCUGGAGCGGGCCGUUCAGGCGCGGUUGAAAGCGGUGGAGGACGUUGCGGCGGUGUGGUGUGAGUGGGCGGAGAUGGAAGUGCGGCAUCAUAACUUCCACGGGGCGAGGGAGCUGCUGAGGCGAGCAACGCUGCAGCCGUCAGUGGCUGUGCUGCGCCAAGCGGCGGCGGAAGGAGACGAGAGGCCGCAGCUGAAGGUGUAUCGCAGCCUCAAGGUGUGGACGCUGUACGUGGACCUGGAGGAGAGCCUGGGCACUCUAGAGACCACCCGGGCGGUGUACGAUCGAAUCAUCGACCUCAAGAUUGCCACGCCUCAGAUCAUCAUUAACUACGCACUCAUGCUCGAGGAGCACAAGUAUUUCGAGGACAGCUUCAAGGUGUACGAGCGUGGAGUGAAUAUAUUCAAGUACCCGCACGCGCGCGACAUCUGGACCACCUACCUCUCCAAGUUCGUUCAGCGCUACGGAGGGAAGAAGCUGGAGCGGGCGCGAGAUCUCUUUGAACAGGCUCUUGAGAGUGCCCCAGCGACGGACUGCAAGCCACUCUACUUGGCCUAUGCAAAGCUAGAGGAGGAGUAUGGGCUGGCACGGCAUGCCAUGGCCGUGUAUGAGCGAGCAGCACAGGCUGUGCCGGAGGAGCAGCGCAUGGGCGUGUAUGAGCUCUUCAUUGCGCGGGCGGCUGAGCUGUUUGGGGUGGCCAAGACACGCGAUAUCUACGAGAGAGCCAUCGAGUCUGGCCUACCAGACGCGGAUGUGAAGCGCAUGUGCCUGCGGUACGCGGCGCUGGAGAGGCGGCUGGGGGAGAUCGACCGCGCGAGAGCCAUCUUUGUGCACGCCAGCCAGCUGGCGGACCCGCGCUCCGACGGGGAGUUCUGGGAGGCGUGGAACGCGUUUGAGAUCGCGCAUGGGAAUGAGGACACGUUCCGGGACAUGCUUCGGAUCAAGCGAUCCGUUUCGGCUAGCUACAGCCAGAUGCACUUCAUUCUGCCCGAAUACCUCAUGAAGUCAACCCCCUCCGUGCCCCGGGAAGGUGAUACUGGCCGGGGCAGGGAGGGCGCACCUGGGGAAGGCUUACUUGACGUCCCAGCUGCUGGGGGGAUGGAUAGCAUGGAAGCUUUAGAGCAGGCGGCUGCUGGGAAAGCUGCAGCAGGAGGAGCAGGGGAGGGGGCGGCGAAACCGCGCGUGCCCAUGUUUGUGAGCGGAGGGACGGUUCAAGAGCAGGAGACAGGAGCAGGGGUGAAAUCCCAACAGGCGAACCCGGAGGAGAUUGAAUUGGCUGAUGAGGAGGAGGAAGAGGAGGAGGAAGGGGAGGAGGGAGAGGGAGAGGGAGGGGAGGGCAAGGGGAGGAGCAAGGUGGGGGUGACGCAGGUGUCGGUGCCUGCAGGGGUGUUUGGUGCUCUGGCUGGGAAGGCAGAGGAAAUGGCGAAGAGAGAGAGGGAGGCGGCUGAGAAGGGCGGGGAGGAGGAAGGGAAGGAGGCGGCGCUGGGAGCGUUGGAGCGGUUUAAGAGGCAGAGGAAGCAGUAG